AUGCUGGAGCACAUAGAUCACUUUGAUAAUCUUUGUGAUUCCUAUGGAGUUUUUGACUUUGAGAAGAAGAUGAUGCUAUUCAGCACAUCACUAGCUGGACCAGCACUAGAUUGGGCGCAGCAUGAGCCACUCUCUACAAUCGAGUCAUGGAUCGAUUUUAGAGAAGCUUUCUUGGAAAGAUUUGCAAGACCACCUUUCAAAUCCAAGUACUACCACUACUCUCAUCAGCUGGAGAGAGAGCGUGAUGAAGAAGAAUGGGGAGGCAUACCACCUCAUCCUGAACUUUGCCAUGACUAUGGACUUGGAGACAACCCCAAGAAGAUACAACUUUUCCAACUAUCUCUAGCUGGACAAGCCAAAGACUGGGCUAAGUUCAAUGCCCAACAUGCUUUCAAGACUUGGAAUGGAUACAAAGGAGCUUUCCUCACAGAUUUGCUAAGGGUCCUGUUUAUGUUCCACCACCACGCCCAAGCUAUUCACAACACCAUCCAUCAUCACCAGACAUAA
Molecule: messenger RNA, 507 nt
Organism: Microthlaspi erraticum
Lineage: Eukaryota; Viridiplantae; Streptophyta; Magnoliopsida; Brassicales; Brassicaceae
Source: the annotation of a GenBank genome assembly